Messenger RNA from Mugil cephalus (flathead mullet), 14039 nucleotides. It is a transcript of the gene hspg2, whose product is annotated as heparan sulfate proteoglycan 2. Bases 506 to 11590 code for a protein of 3694 amino acids. The record is from RefSeq and is a predicted model, not a curated record. NCBI's taxonomy places the organism in Eukaryota, Metazoa, Chordata, Actinopteri, Mugiliformes, Mugilidae. Gene Ontology annotation, molecular function: calcium ion binding; protein binding. The transcript has 86 exons.
UGAAGACACGGACAUCAGUUUCACAUGUGAGGAGCGUAACGUGGGUUUCCUAGGUGGCGUCUCCCCUCUUUGGGACUAGCUGUCUUCUGUUUCAGCACUCCCCGAAUUCCAUUCCGCCUUUUGCUUUUUUGCAGCGCACUGCUCUGCUCUCUCUGCACACAGGACUUCCCAGUGACUUCGCAGGCGCGCACUCGGCUCACUACAAGUCCCAAGUUUUCGGAGAGCACGGGAGCAAGUUUUGGGGUCGAUAUUUUACGUCCCUUAUAAAAAAAGAAAGAAAGAAAAGAACACACGCAUAAACGCACAGACAAUCCCGAAAAGGGGGAUCUGUGUUACCUGUUGAUGAAGUCCCACCGGGUGUGGGACGCAGAGGAGCAGUCGGGUUUGUUCGCAGAGAAGAAAAGUCUGUAAAAGGUGCACCGCUCCGGUGGCCAGGAGGAGUGAAGGACCUCGUUUUUUUUUCUUUUUCCCCCAGCAUUGGCAGCCUGUGCUGGGUUGGUGGAAAAUGGGCACUCCGGCCGCUUCGAUCUGUGGACUUAUCCUCUCCUUGGUACUCACAUGCCAGCUGGUCAGUGUGACUCAGGCCUCCAAGGUGUGGGGAGAGGUCCCUCUGCCAGAGGACCUGGAGGCCGAAAAAGAUGUGCACGCGUCUCAGAGUUUCCUCGACGAUGACGAGGACUUUGCCGCUGAUGCAGCUUCAGGAGACCAGCCCAGCGGAGAGGAUGACGGAAGCACACCGUGGCCUCCAGUCCCCGAGAGCACAAUUUUUUACAGAGCUCUCGUCAACUUCACCGACUCCCUGGUCUAUGUGCCUGAACUCGAGGACAUCUUCUCUCCGGCCUUUGCUGAGAUUUCUGAAGCAGUGGUGGACACGCUGGAGUCAGAGUACAACAGGAUUCCAGGUGUCCAGACAGUCAGCGUGGUCCUCAUUAAAAAAGUCAUAAAAGAUGACCGUGUUGAUGUAUUUGUGGAGUUGGAUGUGGGCUCUGACUACAACUCCAAUGACGAACAGAUCCGCAGCGUGCUGUACAGCGUGGUGAAGGAGGGAGCCAUUGCUUCGUAUGUCACGUCAGUCCAGGGCUUUCAGUUCAGACAGCUUGGAGCAGUAUCCCCCAGUGUAAGACCCUGCAUGGCAGAUGAGCACAGGUGCGGUGAUGGCACAUGUAUCCUGAUGGAAUACCUAUGUGACAACCGCCCAGACUGCAGAGACAUGAGCGAUGAGACCAAUUGUGCUCCCAUCACUCCAGCCUCCACAACCACUGUCUCCACCACCACCGUCACCUCCAAGAAGCCCCCUCGUCCCCCCGGCCCUCCGGGACCCUGCAGAGCAGAUCAAGCCACAUGCCAGAGUGGAGAGUGUAUCCCUCGGGACUAUGUCUGUGAUGGAGAGAGGGACUGCUCGGACGGAAGCGACGAGUUCAGAUGCGGUACUCCGUCUCCCUGUGAACCCAACGAGUUCAAGUGUAAAAAUGGUCGCUGUGCCCUCAAGCUGUGGCGUUGUGAUGGGGACAAUGAUUGCGAGGAUAACUCGGAUGAAACAGACUGCCCCACCAAGGGUCCUGAUGACAGGUGUGCUCCCGAGCAGUUUGAAUGCCUGACCGAUCGCACCUGCAUCCCAGCCAGUUACCAGUGUGAUGAAGAGCCAGAUUGCCCGGACCGCUCCGACGAGUACGGCUGCACGCCUCCUUCUGUAACAAGCCCACCGGAGGAGUCCGUUGAGGCGGCACGCGGGCAAACAGUGACGUUUACCUGUCAAGCUGUUGGAGUGCCAACACCCAUCAUCACCUGGAGACUCAACUGGGGGCAUAUUCCAGUCAGCAACAGGAUCUCCAUGACCAACGAGAAUGGCCGUGGCACCCUAACUAUCCGUGACGUGAAGGAGGCGGACCAGGGGGCGUACACCUGCGAGGCCAUCAACGCUAAAGGCCUGGUGUUUGGUAUCCCAGACGGAGUAUUAACUCUGACAUCAAAUCCAAACCCAGGCAACUGUCCGGAUGGUCACUUCAGUGUGAAUGGCCGCUGUAUAUCCUGCUUCUGCGCUGGAAUCACCAAGAACUGCAAGGGCACUGGGCGCUACCGCAACCAGAUCAGCCUGCGUUUCACAGAGGAAGAAGACUUCAAAGGAGUGAAUGUCACCUACCCCUCCAGGCCAGGGACUCCUCCCCUCUCCUCCACUCAGCUUCUUGUUAACCCCGAGAUGGAGGAGUUCCAGCUGGUCGACCUGUCCCGCCGCUUCCUCAACCUCGACUCUUUCUGGACCUUGCCCCGCCAGUUCCUUGGCAACAAAGUUGAUUCCUAUGGAGGAUCCCUGAAAUUCAAGGUGCGGUACACACUGGCCCGCGGUCUCUCUGAGCCUGUGGACAAGCCGGAUGUGAUUCUGCUUGGAAAUGGACGCAGGCUUGUGUACCGCAGAGGCCCCCGCAUUCCUGCCAGCGUGACCAACCAGAAAGAGAUCAUAUUCACUGAAGACAACUGGCAGCACUCCAAUGGCCGUCAAGUAAGCCGAGAGGAUUUGAUGAUGACCCUGGCCAACCUGGACAGCAUCAAUAUCCGCACCAUCUACGACAACCACAUGGUCAGUGUGGCACUCAGUGACAUUGUCAUGGAUACCACCACUGUGGAGUUCAGCACUCGGGGGCAUGCGAAAGAUGUGGAGGAGUGCAGAUGUCCUCCUGGAUAUACCGGCCUGUCUUGUGAGAUGUGUUCCUCAGGCUUUGAGCGCGUUCCUGGUGGCUCCUAUCUCGGCACCUGCGCUGGCUGUAACUGUAAUGGACAUGCCACUGCCUGCGAUACGAUCAACGGACACUGUCUGAGCUGUCAGCACAACACAGAGGGCCCUCAGUGUGAUAAGUGUCGCCCCGGCUACUUCGGUGACCCGAGCCGAGGUCGCCCCGAUGACUGCAAGCCCUGCCCCUGCCCGUACACCGAGACCUCACGUCGAUUCUCAGACACCUGCUUCCUGAACAUUGACCAGCAACCAACAUGUGAUGCCUGCCAGAUCGGCUACACAGGAAGGCGCUGUGAAAAGUGUGCUCCUGGUUACCAGGGUAACCCCCUUCAGCCCAAUGGAAAGUGUAUUCCAAACCAAACUACAGGGCCCUCCAAGUGUGAUAACAGAGGAACUAUCAGCUCGACCAGUAGGCCAUGCAGCUGCAAGAACAACGUGGCAGGCGCCGUGUGUGACGAGUGCAAGCCUGGGUUCUUCCACCUAUCCGAAGCCAACCCCGAAGGCUGUCUACAGUGUUUCUGCAUGGGUGUCACCAAACAGUGCGCCAGCUCCACUUGGAAUAGGGAACAGUUGCAAGGAGGAGUGAACGGGCAGCUCUUCUCCCUCACCAACAGCGGCAACACUAAAACUAUCUCUGAAGGCAUCUCCCAGAGGGGCGCCUCAGAAGUUUUCUACGGCCCCCUCACAAGUGACAUCUACUACUGGAGCUUGCCUGAGAGCUUCAAAGGAGAUAAGGUGACGGCCUAUGGCGGGGAGCUUCAGUACACAGUGCGCUUUGAACCAUAUCAGCGCUCGCUGACGAUUGACGGUCAGCCGGAUGUCGUUCUCCAAGGCAAUGGGAUCUUCCUGGAGUACCAUUUGGAGACUAAACCCCUCGCACGUGUCCCACAAACUGUCGUAGUGACCUUCAGAGAGUCUUUGUGGCGUCGUGCUGACAAGCAGCCGGUUACACGUGAGCACCUUCUCAUGGCCCUGGCUGACAUUACUGUCUUCAUGAUCAGGGCAUCUUAUGCAGACAGCAUGGCUGAGACCAGUAUCUCAGAUAUCAAGAUGGACAUUGCAGUUCCUCACACAACCGGUAAUGACCGUGCUGUGGAGGUGGAAGAGUGCACCUGCCCUCAGGGAUACAGAGGACCAUCUUGCCAGGAAUGUGAUGAAGGUUACACGCGGACCGGCUCAGGCCUUUACCUGGGCACUUGUGAAAGGUGUGAUUGUAAUGGCCAUGCCAGCAGCUGUGACCCAGAGACUGGCAGGUGUCUGCAAUGUCUUCAUAACACUGUGGGGCCAAGAUGUGAGCGCUGUCAGGCUGGUUACUAUGGAAACCCUUUGACUGGUGGUGCUCAGGCCUGUCAGCCCUGCCCUUGUCCUGGAACUGCUUCCAAUAACCAAUUCACAUCGUCAUGCAGGCUGGAUUCUGAUGGCCAGCCUACCUGUAACAACUGUCCCCCUGGAUACACUGGCAGACGCUGUGAAAGAUGUGCUGCAGGAUACAUUGGCAACCCGUUAUCUGGACAGGGAUGCAUUCUUGGCAAUGAAGUCAAUGGGAACUGUGUUAAUUGUGACCAGAGAGGACAUGAAGGUUGCAACGGUGGUGUGUGCCAGUGCAAGAUGAACGUUCAAGGCCCGUCUUGCUCCACCUGUAAGCCUGGAACCUUCUAUCUCAGCCAAGCAAACAAGGAUGGCUGUCUGUCCUGUUUCUGUAUGGGUGUCACUCAGCAGUGCUCCAGCUCUUCUUACUAUAGAGACCUGGUGUCUUCAGUCUUUUCUCCAGGGAACUUUCAGGGAUUCGCUCUGGUGAACCGUCAGCGAACCAGUCGCAUUUCCACUGGUUUCUCUGUGGAAAUUUCCACUGAAGGCACGCAGCUGUCUUACAGCAACUUUGACUACCUGGGACAGGAGCCUCACUACUGGCAGCUUCCAGGAGUUUACCAGGGAGACAAGAAAGACCCUUUCUUUGCUCGUAUGAAAAGAGCAGAGCAGGGUGAUGUCAAACAGCUGGAUGAUGAGGUCUGGGCACUCUUCUCUAAUUUCUCCAAUGGACGAGCUGGUUCCCAUCCAUUCUUUUCCUCCUCCAAAUCCUCUUCCCAUUCCUCCUCUUCUUCUUCUUUUUCUUCUUCAUCUUCUUCGCGGGUCCCAACUUCCUCCUCUUCCUCCUCUUCUUCUCGCUGGGCUUUGCGUCACCUGAGCCCCCCUUCUGUUUCAUCUGAUACCUCCUUGUCAGUUAGACCAACCCGGCCCCAUCCCUACUCCCCUGGCCAUGCUCCUCACCUGCAGAGCAAGAACACAGUGACCAACAGUGCUGGUGCUUCUGGGGGCAGCAGCAAGUACGCUCUGGUCUACAAAGGUUUCAGCUUGCACCAGGAUGAUCUGCUCUACUGGCAGCUCCCAGGGCAGUUCACGGGGGAUAAGGUGGGUUGUUACGGAGGUAAACUUAAAUACACCAUUUCCUACGUGGCUGGCCCGAGAGGAACAGAACUGGCAGAUGCCGAUGUCCAGAUUAUUGGCAAUGACAUCACCUUGGUAGCUCGUCAGCCUUGGCAGAGGAGACAGCAGGGCGGCAGAGAGACUAAUCAGUUUGAGAUUGUCUUCAGGGAGGAAAACUGGCGUCGACCUGAUGGCAUGCCAGCCACCCGAGAGCACCUAAUGAUGGUUCUAGCUGAUCUUGAUGACAUCCUCAUUCGGGCAUCCUACUCCACUGAGAUGCGCUCCUCCAGCAUCUCUGACAUCAGCAUGGAAGUCGCUGUGCCCAAUUACAGCGGCCUGGCACAGGCCCUCGAGGUUGAGCAGUGCCGCUGCCCACCAGGAUACCAGGGGCUCUCCUGCCAGGACUGUGCAUUUGGAUACACCCGCACUGGAGGAGGUUUAUAUCUGGGUCACUGUGAGCUCUGUGAGUGCAACGGCCACUCUGACUCCUGCCACCCUGAGACUGGCAUCUGCACGAGCUGCCUGCACAACACACAGGGUGAACUCUGUGAGCAGUGUGCGCCUGGAUUCUUUGGCGACGCCACCGUCGGCACUCCAGAGGACUGUCAGCCAUGCGCCUGCCCUCACACUGACCCAGACAACCAGUUCUCCCCUACCUGUGAGAGCCUUGGAAAUGGAGGCUACCAGUGUACUGCCUGUGAGCCUGGCUACACUGGCCAGUACUGUGAACGCUGUGCUCCUGGAUAUUUUGGCAACCCACAGGAGAGACAGAAGUGCCGCCCAAAUGAUGUUGCCGCUUCCCUUGUGGUGAAGGUUUAUCCAGAGAAGGUCCAAGCGUCACCGGGCGGCCCCGUCACCCUGCGGUGCCAAGUGUCUGGAGCCCCUCCACACUACUUCUACUGGUCCAGAGAGGACGGACGACCCAUCUCCGCUUCUGCUGACAGACGUAGACAAGGGGCAGAACUGUAUAUCCCCAGCGUCCAGCCGAGUGAUGCCGGUAUCUACGUUUGUACCUGCCGAGACCAGCGCAGCACCAACAAGAGCCGAGCGGAAAUUGUUGUCACAACUGUGCCAUCCAAACCCAUUGAGGUUACAGUGGAGGAGCCCAAAGCCCAAACUGUCAGAGUCGGCUCGACCGUCAACUUCAUCUGCACUGCAAAGAGCAAGUCACCAGCUUACACCCUGGUGUGGACCCGGAGAGGUAACGGGAAACUCCCCAACCGGGCCAUGGACUUCAACGGCAUCCUGACAAUUCAGAACGUCCAGCCGGAGGACGCAGGCGUCUACAUUUGCACAGGUUCCAACAUGUUUGCCAUGGACGAAGGCAGUGCCAUACUCUACGUGCCAGAGGCCUCACAGACUCAGAUGUUUUACACAGCCUAUGAAAUGUUUGAAGGACACAGAAAGCCUGCAGAGGGGGCCCAGCCUGUGGCCACCAUCACUCCCUCCGUGUUGAAUGUCCAGCAAGGCCAGCGAGCAGAGUUGCGCUGCACAGUGACUGGGAACCCAGCCCCUGCCAUCGAAUGGAUUGGAGGUCCAGGGAACAGGAUGAGUCCCAGAGCUGUGAUACGUGGCGGCGUACUGUCCUUCACAGCGGUGGACCAGGCUGAUGAGGGAGAGUACACCUGCAAGGCUCUGAACACUCAUGGCGAGCACACGGCUAGAGCAUCCGUCUUUGUGCAAAAAUCUAACCCAAGUGGCUUAGGCACCCAACCCCAAGUCCAAGUCAGUCCUCAAAAUGUUGAGGUCCAUGAAGGCGAGUCGUUGAGGUUGUACUGCAGAGCUACAGGAUCACCCACCCCGAAGCUGACCUGGAUCAAAAACGGAGGACAAAUCCCUCCACAGGCCAUUCCCUCUCACGGUUUCCAUCAGUUUAAAAGCAACAGUCUCGAUGUGUUACAGAGACGUAUUGAGGAGCUGCAGGCCCGAAUGGAUCGCACCGACAUCGGUACUCUGCUCAUACCUAACAUCAAGAUGUCUGAGGCGGGCACUUACAUGUGCGUUGGCAGCAACAGCGUCGGCUCAAAUAGCGCUCCCAUCAAAGUCAGCGUGCUCAAAGCAAUCGACCACAGCACUGCAGCGGUUAGCAUCCAGCCAUCUAUAGCUGAUGUCCAGGAAGGCCAGAGUCUGGAGCUCAACUGUUAUGCCCCAGGAAAUCCUCCUCCCCGUGUCAUCUGGAUGAGAGCCAAUGGCCAGCUCUCUUCCAACCACCAGGUUGUGGGCAAUCAGCUGCGUAUCCUGUCAGCCAGCCCAGAAGACUCGGGAGAGUAUAUCUGUCGGGUACAGGGCACCUCUGGGAACCCAGGAUCUCAGGUCCAUCAGACCUCUGUCUCUGUGUCUGUCACUUCAUCUUCUUCACGUCUACAGAGCCCGAUCAUCGCCAUUGAACCCCACAGCGCUUCGGUGCGUGUGGGAGAGUCUGCCAGCUUCAGAUGCAGGGUGUACACUGGAGCCCAGCCUGUCAGACUGGAGUGGAAACUGGUCAGCAAUCAGCCACUGCCUGACAAUGUCAAAGUACACCCCGAUGGUUCUGUCAUUACCAUUACCGAUGCCCAGCCUAUCAACCACGGUGCCUACCGCUGUGUAGCGAGCAACCCAUUUGGCAUCACUCAUACCAUCGUGUCUCUGAUUGUUAAAGUACCUCCCGUGGCUACUGUCACCCCUGUUGGCCCUGUGCGGGUUAGGGUGGGUGAACCUAUCAACCUCGAAUGCCAAGCAUCAGGAGAGCCGCGGCCCUCCGUAUCAUGGCACAGGCUGGACAACAGCCGCAAAACCAUGCUAAGCAGUCCUGUGCCCAUGGAGUCCAAUGCAGUCAUGCAGAUUCUUGUGGCACGUCCGGAAGAUAGCGGCACGUAUGUGUGUGCGGCUCGCAACAACGAGGGCACCACUGAGACCAACGUGGAAGUACUUGUUGAGGGUGGAUCCCAAGUGCCUACAAUCCCCAGACUCUCUAUUCCAGAGCCGCUGGUGGUUGUGGAGGAGGGACAGAUUGUGACUUUGCGUUGUGAGGCCCACGGUUUUCCCACUCCAGUGAUCACAUGGUCCAAGCUGCGCGCCCCUCUGCCUUGGAGACACAAGGUGAUGAACAACAACCUGGUGCUGCCCAGCGUUGGCAGACAAGACUCUGGAGAGUACAUCUGCAGUGCCACCAAUAACAUGGGCACCAGUGAAGCCACCGUCCUGCUAGACGUAGAGACUCCACCUUACACCACUUCUAUGCCUGAUGACGUGUCUGUGCGGGUCGGGGAGGUGAUCAGGUUGCAGUGCCUGGCCCAUGGCACUCCCCCAUUAACCUACACUUGGUCCAAGCUGGACGGAAACCUACCACCGAGGGCUCAGGUUAACGGAGGGGAUCUCCAGAUCAACCUGGCUACCACAGAGGAUGCUGGGAGCUACAAGUGUGUGGCCAGCAACAAAGUGGGCAACAGUGAAGCAAUCGCUAAAGUCACAGUCAGGUCCCCAUUGGCAGUCCGUGUAUCCCCGCAGGUUGAGGUAAAAGCCCGGGGCAGCGCAGUGGAAUUCACCUGCUCGGCAGCAGGAGGUCUAGAAACCAAGAUCGAGUGGCUGAAGGAAGGAGGAGCCUUGCCUCCAAACCACCACAUAAAGGAUGGGGUGCUCAGGAUUGAGAAUCUUGAGCAGAGCAAUGAAGGAGUUUAUAUCUGCAGAGCUAGCAGUGUGUAUGGUCAAGCGCAGGACACUGCCAGGUUGACCAUCCAAGCCCUGCCAAAAGUAAUGAUCAAUGUGCGUACCUCGGUGCAGACCGUGAUGAUUGGGAACUCUGUGGAGUUUGAAUGCCAGGCUGUGGGUGACCCCGAGCCCACGGUCAAGUGGAGCAAAGUUGAAGGGACUCUGCCGUCCCACAUCAUGGUGAAGGGAGGCAUGCUGAAGAUUGAGAAGGUGACGGAGGCUGACGCUGGCCAGUACCGCUGCACAGCCACCAACGAUGUGGGCUCAGUGCAGUCUCAGGUGGUCCUUAAUGUCCAGUCUCUUCCUCAAAUUGCUGCACUGCCAGAAACAAAGGAGGUGACGGUCGGGUCGGAUGCUGUCUUGCCUUGCGUGGCUUCAGGAUACCCUGUACCUCAGAUCAAAUGGUCCAAGCUGGACGGAGAGCUCCCUCCGAAGUGUUUCCAGGAUGUCAACGUGCUGACAGUACCCCGGGUCACUUACGAGGAUUCUGGCACAUACGUCUGCACCGCCUCUAACAAGCAGGGCAAAGUGGAAGCCUUUACUACACUUCAAAUCCACGAGAGGGUGAUGCCAUACUUUACCCAGGAGCCCCUGUCCUAUCUCACCCUGCCCACCAUCAAAAAUGCCUACAAAGCUUUCAGCAUCAAGAUCAGCUUUAGACCAGACAACGUCGACGGUCUCAUAUUGUACGCUGGUAUGAUCCUCUACAAUGGCCAGCGGAGAACCACGGGAGCUGACUUUAUCUCUCUGGGACUCGUUGGAGGUCGCUUGGAGUUCAGGUUUGACGUGGGCUCUGGCAUGGCCACCAUACGUGACCCUAACCCCAUCAAACUGGGAGAGUUUCACACCGUUGAGCUGUAUCGCAACCUCACUCUGGGAUAUAUCAUAGUAGAUGGAGGGGAGCCCAUCAACGGCAGCUCACAGGGCAAGUUCCAGGGCCUGGAUCUAAAUGAGGAGCUUCACGUUGGUGGUUACCCCAACUACACUGUCCUUGCCAAAACUGUUGGCAUUAAGACCGGUUUUGUGGGCUGCAUCCGUCAGCUGAUCAUCCAGGGUGAGGAAGUCAUCUUUAAAGACCUUGACCGCAGCUCUACUGGUGUCACCAACUGCCCCACCUGCAAAGAUGACCCGUGCCAGAAUGGAGGGAGGUGUGAGGAUUCGGACGCCAGCUUGUAUAAAUGCAGCUGCCUCAGAGGAUUCACAGGCAGCAACUGCCAGCACCACAUGUCUCUGCACUGUCACUCGGAGGCCUGUGGACCAGACGCUACUUGCAUCAACCGCCCGAAUGGCCUGGGCUAUGACUGCCGCUGCCAUCUUGGCAAGUUUGGAAAUAAAUGCAUGGAUGGGGAACUGGUGACGACUCCACUGUUUAAUGGUGACGAGUCAUAUAUCGCCUACCCUCCACUGACCAACAUCCACGACGACCUGCGUGUGGAGCUGGAGUUCAAGCCAGUGGAGAGAGAUGGCUUGAUGUUCUUCUGUGGUGGGAAGAAAAUGAAGGUGGAGGACUUUGUUGCCAUUUCCAUGGUGAAUGGACACGUGGAGUUCAGAUAUGAACUGGGAACAGGCCAGGCAAUCCUCCUCAGUCCUGAGCCAGUUUCUCUGGGCCAGUGGCACAGAGUUGUGGCAGAACGGAACAAGAGGGCCGGCCACAUGAGGGUCGACCAAGGCCCCGUGGAGAAGAGGACAUCUCCAGGAAAAGCCCAGGGCCUCAAUAUCCACACCCCUAUGUAUCUGGGAGGAGUUCCCGACAUGGACAUCCUGCCUAAGCCUGCCAACGUCAGCAAAAUGUUUGAGGGUUGUAUAGGAGAGGUUUCCAUCAACAACAAGAAGGUGGAUCUUUCCUACAGCUUCACAGAGAGCAGAUCUAUCAGGAAGUGUAUAGACAACAGCCCCUGCGACCGCCGACCCUGCCUUAAUGGAGGUCACUGCAUGUCCAGUGCUGAAUAUGAGUUCCAGUGCCUCUGUAAGGAUGGAUUUGAAGGUGAGAUUUGUGAGGUGGUGAAAGACGUGUGCCAGAGCAACCUUCAGUGCCAGAACGGAGGUAAAUGCGUCAACGGCCAGUGUGUGUGUACAGCAGGGCACACAGGCCUCAACUGCGAAGAAAGCCAGGUCAUCAUCUUCCCUGAGGCUCCGAGGAAUUUGGAAGCUAGCGAGGCGAAUGAUUCACCCUAUCAGUACGCAGCUUCUUUCCACAAUGGUGGAUACAUUCCCCUCCCUAAAUCCAUUUUCCCAAGAAGCGCCCACGACUCACCAGAGACAAUUGAGAUGGAGCUUAAAACCAGCUCGUCUGAGGGCCUGAUUCUGUGGCAGGGGGUGGAACUUGGAGAAAACGGCAAAGGCAAGGACUUCAUUAGCCUUGGCCUGCAGAACGGACACCUUGUUUUCAGUUACCAGCUCGGCAGCGGAGAGGCAGAGAUCUUAUCCCAACACGCCAUCAAUGACGGCAGAUGGCACAAGGUCACAGCAGUCAGGACUGGAAAAGAUGGAUACAUACAGAUUGACGGGGGAACCGCGCUGCAUGGACAGUCUAAAGGCAAAAGCCUCAUGGUCAACACCAAAGGCAGUAUAUACCUUGGUGGAUCCCCAGACAUGGCUGCGGUGACAGGAAGGAAGUUUUCAUCAGGAAUGACGGGGUGCGUGAGGAACCUGGUGCUGAUGAACGCCCGUCCAGGACAGCAGCCAGCCCAGGUGGUCGACCUGCAGGCCUACGCCUCCCAGGGCAUCAACGUGCAGCCGUGCUCCUCAUAGGCCGCGGCGCACAUGCGUGCACAAACGCGCACACACACGCAGACACAGAGACUAUGGAGUGAUGUUAAACACACACACACACACACACAGCAGACACUCACACAGAGAGACUAACACACAUACUUGGUGCUUUGCUGCUGCCAAAAAAAAAACAAACAAAAAAAAAACGGAAAACGGAUGACACGGCAGAAUGCGUUUGUCUGUGUGCGUUAAAACCAAAAAAGACAGAAAAAUUGAAACAAUAUUAACAAGUCUUCUCUUCCUCGGUGUUGUAUUCUCAAUGAAGGACUAUUAACACAGGACAACCAGUACAGUUUACAUACUUCCAGCAGUAGGUUUAGGCAUGAGAAGAGUAAAACAUAUUAGGCCUUCUACGAUGGGUCAGAUCCUAUGGAGUUGGAGAUGUUUUUACAGCACUGAAUUUUUAUUUAUAUACAUAUGAAUAUAUAUAUAUUAUAUUUGUGGGGGAAAACAUGCAAACUAACCAUAACUGCUCUUCACCUUUUCCUGGAGUUUAUUCUGGGUUCUAAUACUGUGUGUCCAGGGCUUUUUAAUGGGUCUAAGUGUAUUAAUACUUGAAGACAUUUAGGCCUUCUUUCUUCACUUCUGUAGAGGAACCUUUUUUUUCUCUUUUUUUUUUCUUGCGAGCAUGCUUACAGUCCUUUCCGCGCGCGAACUGUUGGGAGAAGAGUGCACACGGUCACAGCCUCAUGCAGCUUCAGUACACAACUCAGGAUUUGAAGUGCAAACGGACAACCGCAAACGUUGCAAGCGCUGCUGCUUGAACACGGCUUCUUAGUUUUGCUUCGCGAGAAAAUCACAGAGCGGUUGUGUCUUCUCUGUCUGUACUCGUUCUCUUUUCAUGAAAAAGAAAGAAACCUUGGUGCUAAUGGCAGACGUGAAGAUGCAGCAUAGUCACAUAGUUACCUGUUGGUUGUGUGUAGAGGUGAUUUUUUCUUUUAGUAAUUUGGUUACUUAGAUGAAGAAACAUUACAUGCUAGAGUCAUUUUUUGAUAUGCAUGGCAUUUGAGGUUGAUUUAAUGAAGAUACGGCAUGGUUUGUUGCCUCCGCAGCCUUAUUUGAUUGAGUAGAUCUCAAAACAGGAGCUUUUAAGAACUGAAAAGGUUGUUAUUUUUUAUUUUAUGUGUGGUUGUUGAAGAUAUUGUUUUAUGUGUAGAACUAUCUGCCAGUCAGGUAGAUAUCAACUAAGUAUGAUUGUGUAAUUUGUCGGUUAUGUUUCAGCCCUAUCUGUCUCUCUAUAUAAAAGUAAGAAUCAGGUGUGUGUGUUUGUGUGUCUCUGUGUGUGUGUCUGCAUGUAUCAUUAUCCAUAUCCUCAGGAGGGUCAACCCAGAACUGCCUCAAGGUUUUACUUAAAUUUCAGGUUUGGUAGCUUUAGAGAUACUUCAGGAAGCUAUAAAACUCUGACGGCUCCGUGGUUCUGUAGGUUGUUUUCUCUGCAGAGGGAGGGUCAUCUGGCGGAUUUGUGUUGGGUCAUGUGGGAUUACGGCGGAAGCCUCCUGCAAGUGCUGUGAUCAGUAGUGUAGCUCUAGCGAAGCAUGCUCGCCCGGCUUUAGUCGACCACACCGCGAAAGGAAAAAAAAACCAAAAAAAAAACACAAUGGCACGAUCACUUUGGGUUUCACAAGUCUUUUUAACAUUUUUUUUGUAUGCUUAAAAACAUUUGUAUUAAUAUCCUAAAAUGAGCACUAUCCUUUCACUUAGAGUUGCUUCAUGUUUAUUUAUUUUAUGUUUUUUUUUUUUUUUUUGCUUGUUCUCUUCUUCUGCCGCUCUAGAGCAAUCACAGGCUUGCUAUCUUCCUUCCUCUGGUUAUUAUGUAUUGCCUCCCACACCCCGUUGUUUUCCCCUCAUGUUUGAGUUUGAAAGAGCCCGCCCGCUAAGUUCUUCACUCAGUCAAGUUUCCAUGAACAAUUGCUAUGUAGUAUUUGACUGGAGCUGCCCGGUAAAAUGGACGAAAAACUGGUCUUAUUAUUCACUCAUUUGUAAAAGUCUUAGGCUCCAAAUGCAUGAAUGCAUAGAAUGAAAUGUGGUCCAGGUUUAGGACAAUAAAGCAGAGACUGAUGGUGUGUGCGCUCCUCACUGGGCACCUUUUGUGUAUCUGCUCUUAAACUGGAUUUUCAUAAAUACACUGUACAACAUAACCAAAUGCAAAGUGGGCAAGAAAGUGCUUUCUGGUUGAUUUUACACCAUUACAAUUCAAUGAAAGGUGCACUUUUAGUAUUGAGUUUUCAUUUUUUUUUUUUUAAACAUUUUACUGUUUUGGUUCUGAAUGACAGACAAAAGCAAACACAUCCCCACAGUUAAACGAAUGAAAGUGUACCGGAUGGAAAUUGUCUGUGUCAUGAUAACUUGACCGUUCCUUUUCCAGUGUUGAAAAGAUUCUCCCCUUGCCCCCCGGUGUUUCUUAAUUAAAAACAAAAUUCAUGUGCUA